AUGCUGGAUGCCAUUCGUAAGAAUUUCGAGACUGAGGAGGGCCGCCAGAAGUCACUGCAACUGCGCGAUGCGUUUGGGGAGGGCCCCGACAGCUUCAAGGAUGUUCUUUGGGUGGGCGAAUGCACCCAUUCUUUCUCCUUGGCUGCAGGCCGGCUGGCUGGCGUCCUUCCAUUUGCAGAGGAAACAGAUCAUCCCUUCAACCUGAGCCAGGCUUGUUGGUGCUCAACGGAGCUGAGAUGGCCAAGAACUCUUGAGAAGAAGCUCGAGCUGGAUUUGGUGCAAAAUCUGAAGCUGCUGCGAUCAAGGGGAGUUUGGUGUUCUGAUGACAUAAAUGGCGUGAAGCUCAAGCAGACGCUGGACAAGGCUAACUGUCCACACAGCAGCUUCGACACAAUCUUCUGGAUGAUGCCAUAUGUGCCGGACAGACAGUGGCGCCCACCAGCGAGUAUCUCGACCAUGAUGUACUAUUACAUUCAGGCUUUCCUGGAGAGUGCUGCCCACGUUUGCAAGGAGGAUGGGCAAUUAGUUGUUGUAGUGACGUCAGCUCAGUGCUUGAGCUGGAACCUCUACAACUGCAAACCGAAGUGGCAGGACCGGCAAUUGCAGCCGGAGGUGUGGUGGUUCGAUGUGGCCCCGUUUGAAAAGCACGGCUACCAGUCCCGGUUUGGGGACGGCCGCGAUCGCUACGUGGACUAUCCCGUGUUUCACAGGCUUUGCGACACUGUGGCGGUAUGCUGGAGGAUGAAUUCAUGCGCGUCACCUGAAGAUGACGUGAAUGUCCGUGGAGUCACAGAAGAAGAUAUCGCGGCACGCAAGAAGCUCCUGGAAGAAGUUGGCAAAGAUCCAAACGAGGAGACUGCUGCAGAAGUUGAGACUGAGGGGACGUGA
Symbiodinium natans is the source of this 888-nucleotide messenger RNA. Lineage: Eukaryota; Dinophyceae; Suessiales; Symbiodiniaceae. The record is from the annotation of a GenBank genome assembly.